Messenger RNA from Fusarium fujikuroi IMI 58289, 1407 nucleotides. RefSeq lists its product as uncharacterized. The record is from RefSeq and is a predicted model, not a curated record. The transcript is spliced from 4 exons. The coding region runs from base 1 to 1407 and encodes 468 amino acids. Gene Ontology annotation, molecular function: zinc ion binding; DNA binding. NCBI's taxonomy places the organism in Eukaryota, Fungi, Ascomycota, Sordariomycetes, Hypocreales, Nectriaceae. Gene Ontology annotation, biological process: DNA-templated transcription.
AUGUAUCUCGACGUCUACUUCAAUGACAAUCAUUCUGAAGCCAAGUUCACCACUGUCAAUGCCGGCCUUUAUUCACUAUUUUGGGACUACAGUUUCCACGUCGUCGGACAGGAAAGGGACGAAUAUGUCGCUCAUGCUCAUUUGUGUCGCGACAACCUUGAGACUGUACUAUCAAGCCUGCCAUUGCAUUUGCCUGCAAACUCUGACACCAUUCCUGCUCUUCUUUUUGGUGCCUCCUAUGCCAUUGAACUCUCGAAACCUUCUCUUUCAUGGACCUUAUCAGCUAAAGGAUCGGAACUUUGCCAGACGCUGAGCUAUCACAGGCUUGCAUCGAUGAAAAAUGAUAAACAGGAAGAUUUCGAAUACAAACAGUUUCUGUUUUGGAGCAUCUACUUCAUUGACAAGAGCCUGUCUCUGCGUCUAGGACGGCCCUCAACAAUUCCUGAUUGGGAUAUCACAGUACCACAGCCAUCGACUAACGAUACUAUAUCUGAGGCGGUUCUAGCCUACUUCGCUAUAUCUAUCGAGACGGCGCCAUGUCAAGGCAAUAUUUAUGAGAUGCUAUAUACCCCCAAUUCCAUGGCACAGCCCGACCAGGUAAAGCAGUCUCGGGUCGAGGCCUUGGUGUCUGAUUUGCAGAACCUGGAUGCAAAGAUCUGGGAAACCAAUGAAAAAUGGUUCAACGAAGCAAAGAAGGAGUCCGGUGAGGAUUUAAUAAACUUCUUUCACAUUUCAGACAAGGUCCUCCGCCUAUCCCUCCUCACACUUGUUCACCGAGCCGCACCACCCAUAACAGGCUCUACCACGACCUUCAACUAUAACUGUGUUGCCGCCGCAACAGCAACUUUACAGAAACAUGAAGAAUGCGUCGCGCAUAUGCACAGGAGCGCAACACCUUACCUUUCGACUUACAUACAUUGGACACUUUUAUUUGCUCCCUUUAUUCCGUUUAUCGUCAUGUUCUGCCAUGUUAUCGAAAGUCAGAAUGAGGCGGAUCUGACCCGCCUCCAAGACUUUGCUACUUCCAUCGAGUCUGCAUCUUCUGUUUCUGAGCCCGCCGCUAAGAUACAACGCCUCUUCCAGGUUCUCUGCACAAUUGCUGUGGAUUAUGUGAAGUUUCGCCAUUCGACAAUGCUAGUGGGCGGGUGUCAAGAUAGCUCAAAGAUAUAUGAUUAUCUAGACGCGCUAGGAUUCGCCUCUACCAGUGGUGGCAUCUCCAGCCUAAAAGAUCAUCUCCUCACUCAGGAUGAUGGCAGCGAUAGAGAAGUUGAAAAAGAAGGUGGAACAACAGGUCUAGAUACGUUGAACGGUGAUCUGCGAGCGAUGAAUCCGAUGAUGUGGACGGCGAAUAGCGCAGAAUUAGAGGAAUGGCUGGGAAAUAAUCACUUUAUGACAGGGUUGAUAUAG